GCAUCUUCAUUCACAUUCAUCCUAGCCAUUCGAGACAUUCUCAUAUUCAUCAAAAUGCCGUCGUUUACUCAGAAUUUAAUGGGCGGUUCUCUCGGGGGUAAAGGCUCUGACCUCCCAUCCGCAGAGGUCAAAGCCGCCAUCGACGCAUGUGCUUCAGGCCUGAGACUCAUCAGCAAGACCAUCCAUGACAACCCUGAGCUUGGCUACAAAGAGUUCACGGCCCACAAGAUCAUCACCGACUUUCUCGAGAAACAGGGCUUUGCCGUGACUCGACAUGCCUACGGCCUCGAGACUUCUUUCGAGGCCGAGUACGGAUCUGGCGGCCGUCUCGUCGUCUUUUGCGCCGAAAUCGAUGCUCUGCCCGAGAUUGGCCAUGCGUGCGGCCACAAUCUUAUCGCAACCUCGUCCAUUGCCGGAUUCGUCGGCUUGGUCGGCGCAAUCAAGGCAUCUCCCAUCAAAGGACGCGUCCGCAUCCUCGGCACUCCCGCAGAAGAGGGUGGCGCAGGAAAAGUCAAGCUUUUGGAGGCCGGCGCCUUCAAUAAUGUCGACAGCGCCAUCAUGAUGCAUCCGACAUCUGAUCAUGCCUUUCCCGAAGGCAUCAGAGCGCUGGCGGGCGUCAAGUUCAUCGCAAGCUUGAAGCUCAAGGUUGAGUUCCGGGGUCACACGGCACACGCUGGUGGAGAGCCGUGGAAGGGACUCAAUGCUUUGGAUGCAGCUGUCUCAUCGUACACCAACAUUUCCAUGCUGAGACAACAGGUGCGGCCGGAUGAGCGCAUCCACGGAGUGAUUGAAGACGGAGGAACGGUUCCAAACGUCAUCCCCGAGUACUCGAGGGUCAACUACUACAUCCGCAGUCCCACCAUCAAGGGCGGAAGAGAGCUGCUUGAUCGAGUCAAGAACUGCUUCGAAGCAGCAGCCAAGGCGACAGGAUGCGAGCUGAACUACAUCGAGGCACCCGCUUACACAGAGCUCCGCAUCAACAACACUCUGAGCUACGAGUUUGCCAAGAUCAUGGGCACUCUGGGCGAGAAGGUGAUCCCAAGAAGUGACGACCCCUUCACCUUUUCCACAGACAUGGGCAACGUCUCCUUCGCGGUGCCCUCAUUCCACGGAGCCUUCGGAAUCCCCGCGCCCAAGGAUGCGAUGCCUCACCAGGCCAAGUUUGCCCAAGCGUCGGGGACAGAGGUCGCUGUCGAUGUGGCCCUCUCUUGCGCCCACGGCAUGGCUUUGCUGGGAUGGAGGGUGUUGACGGACGAUGAGUUCGCGGCGGGGGCUUGGAAGGACUUUAACACUCCGGAUUACCCUGACCAGGAGAUAAUAACCCGGGCGUGA
This is a messenger RNA of Fusarium keratoplasticum, 1332 nucleotides long. Its product is annotated as Peptidase M20 domain-containing protein 2. The transcript has 2 exons. The record is from RefSeq and is a predicted model, not a curated record. Lineage: Eukaryota; Fungi; Ascomycota; Sordariomycetes; Hypocreales; Nectriaceae. Gene Ontology annotation, molecular function: dipeptidase activity. Bases 55 to 1332 code for a protein of 425 amino acids.